AACAUCAAGUUGACCCAAGGCCCACUGCAGAAGUCAUUUGUCCUCCUUUCACAGGGCAGACAGUCAGUUGUAUGCAAGAAGCAUUUAAGACUACCUUAAUUUAUAAUUCUUAACAGCUAUUUCAGCAAAGAGCACAGCAACAUAAUGGAGAAGUCAGGAAAAGUAAAGAUUACUUUUAGUAUCAUCUUGAUUGGUUGUAUUUUGUUGCUAGUGGCCGUAGUCACUGAUCACUGGGCAGUUUUAAGUCCUCAAGUAAAAGACAAUAAUAUUACCUGCGAUGUUGCACAUUUUGGACUAUGGAGGCUCUGUAUCAAAAGGCUCUACAUAGGAGCGCAAAGCACACACAGCAAUGAAUGUGGACCGCUCAGUCUGCCUGGAGAAUAUAACUGCACAUAUUUCAAGCAUUUCACCCCAGGACUGGAAGAAGAAAUCUUUGAAAUUACCACUCAGAAAGAAUACAGCAUCUCCGCUGCAGCUAUUGCCAUUUUUGCUAUUGGUUUUGUGAUUCUGGCUACGAUUUGCAAUCUGUUGUCCUUUAGGCAGAAGCUAGAUUAUCUACUGAAACCAGCAUCCAUGUUCUAUACUUUUGGCGGACUGUGUACUUUUGUCACUGUUGAAAUCAUGCGCCAGUCUGUAACAAGGAUGAUUAAGAGUGAUGCCACUGUGUGGAUCGCAUACUACUAUUCGUGGUCUUUUGGUUGUGCCUGUGCUGCUGCUAUCCUACUUGUCAUCUUUGGAAUCAUUCUUCUGCUCGUCUCCCUGCCACGAAUGCCACAGAAUCCAUGGGAAUCAUGCAUGGAUGCCGAACCAGAGCACUGAGAAGCAAAUAAACUCAUCGUGUAAAAAAUAUACAUAAAGGCAUUCAAAACUGUGUACUGGAAGUAGAAAGGACAUUUCUGUAAACAAAACCUUUAGAUUAAUAUCAAAAUCAAGAUAAAUUCAUCUGUUGCUGUAAUGCACUGUGAGCAGCCAAAGCAGGCUCACAUUUACAGAACCUACCAAAUUUUCUUUUUUCAGUAUCAUAAUGUAACACUAUUAUAGUUUUUGCACCUUACAGCAUGUCUUAUUAUCAUUAUGGUUCUGCUCGGAAGAACUCUAAUUUUUUCCUUAAAUUUUAUAGUGAGAAAAUAAAGACAAAUCAGCUCAGGACAGCAGAGACAGGGAUCCUUUCAUAAAAAUGACUGCAGAGUGCUUAUGAAGAAAAUGAAAUGAUGGAACAUUUGUCUUAUAUAUGGAAGUAAUAACACUAGUCAGUUUCUGAAUCUGUUUUGAAUGAUACAGAUGUUGAUAAAACAGGUAGGAAAAUACUGUUAUCAGCAAAAGAGAGCUUUUUUUUGUUUGUUUUUUGUUUGUUUUCAUUGUUAUUUUUCUCUAAAACAUACAAACAUAGCGUUGACUGAAUGUUGCUUGUUUAAGGCGGUUAUCAAGCUGAUAGGUGGAUUUAUCAGCUUUGUGCUUGAUUAAAGCCUUGCAAGACUGUUAUACACUGUACAUAUAUGUUGCAGACUUUUAAACCAUAAACUUAGCUAUUAAUUGACAAGCAUUUCUUUAUUAAUUUAUGUUUACUCAUAUACGUACAGUUUUUAUAUGGAGGCUUACCAAAAUACACAUGGUUAAAAAAAAAAAAACUGGAAAAAUUAACUUUUUUUUUUUAAGAAAUAAGCACUAAUCCUACUUUUAAUACAUAAACUGCAACAAAGAGUGCAUUCAUUUGAUUCCACUGUAUUCUCUUUCUAGCAAGAUUUACAAAAAUAAAAGUCUGGAACUACA
This is a messenger RNA of Protopterus annectens (West African lungfish), 1770 nucleotides long. RefSeq names its product calcium voltage-gated channel auxiliary subunit gamma 1 (gene CACNG1). The transcript has 4 exons. The record is from RefSeq and is a predicted model, not a curated record. Gene Ontology annotation, cellular component: L-type voltage-gated calcium channel complex; membrane. NCBI's taxonomy places the organism in Eukaryota, Metazoa, Chordata, Ceratodontiformes, Protopteridae. Gene Ontology annotation, molecular function: voltage-gated calcium channel activity; calcium channel regulator activity. Gene Ontology annotation, biological process: regulation of calcium ion transmembrane transport via high voltage-gated calcium channel; calcium ion transmembrane transport. Bases 145 to 819 code for a protein of 224 amino acids.